GUUUUGUUUUUCUCUGUUCUUCCAGAUGUAUUGCCUACUUUUAACAUAACAGUGCAUUCUGCCAUUACGCUGGGCAGUAGGGGGGACAGAUCAGUUCGGUUCCAAAGAAAUUUGAAACGUUGGACAAAUUUGCUUCAAAAGAAAUAUUAACUUCUUUAAAAAAAAAGAAAAAAAAGAAAGAAAUGACCUGUCCGGGCUGUACCCCACCUCUUGUCCACACCCGCUGGAUCUUCCCCGCGACCCUGCAAGGACAAGAUUACUUCGGAACGGAUUACUUCAGCAAUAAAAGAAAAAUAAUAAUAAAUUAACAUAUUGAACAGAUUCUUGACAGCUACUUCAUUCUCACCAUUGCUCGUGUCAUUUGGCUGGCCAUGGUAGAGUUUGCACAUACGCUGCUGUAAAUGCAUUGCUGUGCAUAACCGUUGAAAGGGCACACGUACCCGGACCUCCUUGCAGAUUGUGAAGUCAUGCCGUUUUUGGAGUUCGUAGCUGGGAGCAUUUCAGGUGCAGUGGGAAUCGCAGUGGGACAUCCGUUGGACACAGUGAAGGUGCGUCUGCAAGCCAAGUCUGUGUAUAAAGGGAUAUUUGACUGUGUGACCAAGACAUACUUGAACGAAGGAUUUCAUGGAUUCUUCAAGGGCAUGUCCUUCCCUGUUUUGACCACUGGCCUUGUCAACUCCAUUGUUUUUGGCUCCUACAGUAAUGCUUUAGAUUACCUCUCUCAGUCUGAUCGUCGUCUCACCAGCCACCGCAAACAAGUGUCUUCACUACAAGUCUUUACUGCGGGUUGCUUUUCAGGCAUGGUGCAGGUGCUGGUUUGUGCCCCGAUUGAUCUGGUGAAGGUGCGUCUGCAGGGUCAAACAACGGCCAAGCGGUACCGUAGACCCAUACACUGUGUGGCAGUCAUACUCCAACAGGAGGGGGUCAGGGGUCUCUAUAGAGGAGGGGCGGCUCUGGCUCUGAGGGACGUACCAUGCUACGGACUCUAUUUCCUGCCUUAUGAGCUCAUUCGUAAGGCCCUGACUGAGACCGGAGAAGAGCCAGGGACCUUUGCCAUACUGAUGGCAGGAGGCGUGGCAGGUGUGGUGACCUGGGCAUGUGCCACGCCCAUGGACGUCGUGAAAGCUCGGCUCCAGAUGUCUGGAGCCGGUGGUCAGCAGUACAGCGGGGUCCUGCACUGCAUGAGAGUGAGCUUGAAGGAGGAAGGAGUCAGAGUCUUCUUCAAAGGCCUCCUGCUGAACAGCGUCAGGGCGUUCCCCGUCAACGCCGUGACCUUCCUGACCUACGAGAGUCUGCUGAAGAGCUUCUGUCCAUCAGGCAAAUAGGAAAAACUAUUUUCCGUGAAUGAGCGCCAAAGGACGCUAGGAAGUUAACGCUACGUCUGAUAUUUUCAAGGUGAUAUUGCAAAGAGAUGCAAAAAUCUGUACACAGAUCAAGGCUAAAACAGCCAAAGUUUGUCGUUAUAUGAGGUAAUGUAUGCUCUGAUAAAAGAUAAACAAAGCUAAGCAGCUUAGCUAUACCUCAAUACCUCAGUAACACAACAGAGAAUCCAAUAUUUUUAUUGUAGAAAGUGUUCCAUGUUGCAGAUGUGCAAAUACUCUUACUUUCAACAUCAAAACCUAUUAUUACCUAACUCUUAGGUUAGAUGGUCAAGUAUUUUUAAAAAAAACGUAAAACGAAGCCAUCACAGCAAAAGUAGCAAAACUAAAAAUGACACCCUUCGUUCCAAAGUAUGUGCACUGUACAAAUGAGGGGCAUAAUCAUCACAGAUAGGCUUAUUUUAUAGACAUGACUGGACUCGGUGUUUCAUUUAUUGUUCUUAAUUUCUUCAAGUUUUUGAACCAUGUAAAAUGUCUUUUAGAUUCACAUACAUGAAUUAUUUGGCUUUGCCAAGUCCUUCGGUAGCUACAAAUGUGAAUCUUUAAAGAUUUAUGUUGUUACCACACAUCUACCUCAAAGAUGCUAGUUCUCCACUCGUCUUGCAGAUUUGAAUGAUCUGUUAGGGCAAUCCUAAUCCCAGAACGUUUGAAAUGUUUUGAAUUAUUCUGCUUGUUUGCUUAUAAGUGUUAUCUGACCCUGAAGGUUUUAUUGCAAGCUGUCAACGUGUAAGAUCCGAAUUUAUGCGUUAAACUAGUUUUAGACUUUAAAAGCCGAUGAGUUUUGCCUUGAAACAGGUCACCAAUGUGAAACACGUUUUUUCUGUACACAACUUUCAAAUACACUUUAUGCUGUAUGUACUGUAAUUCUCGAAAAUAAUGAAGAACUGUAUUAAAAGGGUUACUAUUAUUAGAGUGUAUUUUUUUGUUGUCCUUGAAAAUACCAGAGAAUUCUUUUGGUGUGUCGUGUCUAUAUGUGUUUAGAUAAUAUGUGAGGCAGCAUUUUUACUUAUUAAAGUCUGUUUUGGCUUGUUUGCAAACUCUUACCAUAGUUUUAUAGGUUUGAAAUAAAGAUGAAGUUACUCAGGUCAUAUAAUCAACCUUAGAGCACAUCUUGUAAGCUAAAUAUGAUUCUGUGCUCCUAUUUCUACAAUCACAACCCAACGUUUUUACCCAUGCACUCUGUAGAAACUUCUAAACCUGCGGCUCCGAAUCCACGUCUGACUCUUUGGACCCUCGACAAUGGCUCUUAAAAACUGCCUAAAAAUGCUAAACAACUUAGAUACAAUAAAAGUAAGUUUCAGCUUUUAUUUCACAGAAUAAUUGAUUUUAAUUCCCAUGACAUUAUGACAACAUUUUUUAUUAUGCUCAAAACUUUGUGCAACUAUCAAGAUCCCACGUAAGAAAAUGUAGUCAUUAUCCUUUUGAAAAAGUUAGCUUUUCUUUGUAUUAAAACCUAAAAUAAGAGUAAACUUGUUGCUCUUUAAAAAUAACAGAUUUUCUGUAGUAGAUAUUUGUCAAAAGCGGUCUUUUUUCAAAAGGUCAGUAAUACUUGUGGCUCUACACCUGUUUUAUUUUCCUCGACUGAGGGCGGAAAUGGCUCCUUUACAAUCUAACCUUUACCUUGGAUUGUAAAGGUUGCAGACGGCCAGGACUUGCAAACCAAAUAAAUGACUGACAACCUGCUGCAGGUUGGAAGGGAGGAAACUUUUUAUUUUUCUGUAGUGAGCAGCAUAUCGAUAAACUCUCACAGACAGAUUUACAUCCUUAGUUUGGAAAACCUCAGAUAUACAGCUUAUGGUUGGUUGUUUUCACCUUCUUUAUUUAAAAACAAAUGUAAGUUUGAAGAUGACAAAAACAUCCACAUCUGUUUGUGUGCACAAACUUGAAAACGGUCAACCAAAACAAAGAGCAGCAACGUAAAGUGAACGCUGAACGUUAAUAAAAUGUUUAUGUUCGAUUCAUUCAGCUCUUGCUGUAAAUCUGUUAAGAAAGGAAAAUAUGAAGCUGCACCUUCAUAUUUCAUACAGCACAAAACUUCAUGAAAGAGUAGAACAAUAAUAGUGACGAUGAUUGAUAACCGGCGAAGAAACAAAAACAAACAUUUACAUGACAGAAGCAUUCCUGGAAUGCAAAUCAUGGAUUUCUGAUAUUUCACAUUUCCUAUAAAUGUGUCAAGCCAAACGACAACAACAAAAAAAUCAGGCACCAAAGACUCUUUCACAUAUUAUAACCUUCAGUGAGUUUUCAAGGUUUGCACUGGACGAUGCAGUGCGGACUGCACAACCCGUGACAGUUUAAAAGCUGCAGCUCCGACACGUUUAGCAGCGUCUUUACCACAGACGAAGAACCAAGCAGCGCUUCCCUGAGCUUCUCAUGUUGACCGCUU
This is a messenger RNA of Xiphophorus couchianus (Monterrey platyfish), 3765 nucleotides long. It is a transcript of the gene slc25a45, whose product is annotated as solute carrier family 25 member 45. Gene Ontology annotation, cellular component: mitochondrion. The transcript is spliced from 8 exons. Gene Ontology annotation, biological process: transmembrane transport. Gene Ontology annotation, molecular function: transmembrane transporter activity. The coding region runs from base 468 to 1325 and encodes 285 amino acids. NCBI's taxonomy places the organism in Eukaryota, Metazoa, Chordata, Actinopteri, Cyprinodontiformes, Poeciliidae. The record is from RefSeq and is a predicted model, not a curated record.